This is a messenger RNA of Vicia villosa (hairy vetch), 775 nucleotides long. RefSeq names its product upstream activation factor subunit UAF30-like. The record is from RefSeq and is a predicted model, not a curated record. The transcript is spliced from 2 exons. The coding region runs from base 87 to 500 and encodes 137 amino acids. Lineage: Eukaryota; Viridiplantae; Streptophyta; Magnoliopsida; Fabales; Fabaceae. Gene Ontology annotation, cellular component: nucleus.
GAGGGAGUAAGGAUAGUGUUAUUUUAGAGAAUUUAUUUUUCAUUUCCCUUGCAAUUAUCUCAACCUAUCUAUUCUCCUAACUGUACAUGGCGGUUUCAAUGGCUACCGGACUAUUCUCUGCAUCCACUCUAACCCUCCGCCCACAACUUCAUCAGAAAUUUGCGCUUCCCACACCUCCGUCUUCUCUACGGAUGGCUCCGCUCCGAACAGUCACUCAUGCCACCGUCUCUCAACCACCCGCCGACGGAAAAAUUCGUCGUGGUAUAAUGAAACCAAAAAAAAUCUCCCCCGAGAUGCAAGACCUUAUCGGACUUCCAGAGGUUUCUCGAACCCAAGCACUCAAGCACAUUUGGGCCUACAUCAAGGAAAACAAUCUCCAGAACCCUGAAAACAAGAAGCUUAUUCGGUGUGAUGAGAAGCUGAAGAAGGUAUUUGCAGGGCGUGAUGAAGUUGGUAUGCUUGAGAUUGCUGGUUUGAUUAGUCCUCAUUUUCUUAAAUGAUGGCAAGGGUCUUCCUUAGUGUUAAGCUUUUACAUGAAUGGCAUGUACUGAUAUAUUUGGGAACACUGAGACCUGCAACAUAGUAGCCUUAGUUUUUAGUGUUGGUUAGUAUUUGGAUAAAAGGACAAGCUUAUGUUGAAGAUUUUGUUUUGAAUGAUGUAAUUUCUUCAGCACAAGCUCAUAGUAGUUGUGUUAGGUAUUUAUUGGAUAUGUUAUCUUGUUGCUAUCUAUGUUUUCCUUAUAAUUAUUAUUCCGUUCAUCGUGCUUAUGAGAAA